Molecule: messenger RNA, 1194 nt
Organism: Monoraphidium neglectum
Lineage: Eukaryota; Viridiplantae; Chlorophyta; Chlorophyceae; Sphaeropleales; Selenastraceae
Product: 3,8-divinyl protochlorophyllide a 8-vinylreductase
Exons: 7
Coding region: 1-1194 (397 amino acids)
Molecular function (GO): oxidoreductase activity
Source: RefSeq, a predicted model, not a curated record
AUGAUGGCCCACAGCAUGGCCUCGCGGGCGGCUUCGCAGCGAUCAAAUGCCUUUGUUUCGAAGAGCACGCCUGCUCCCUUCAGCGGCAGGCCGAGCCUGCGCGCGGGGCGCCGGCGCGCAGUCGCGCCCGCGGCACAGGCUGCGAAUGCUGCGUCUGCCGCGUCUGCGGAGAUCGCGAGCCGCGCGCCCAAGGAUGUGCGCGUUGUGGUGGCCGGCCCCACUGGCUACAUCGGGAAGUUCGUGACGAAGGAGCUGAUUGACCGCGGUUACCAGGUGACCGCCCUGGCCCGCGAGAAGGCGGGCAUCAAGGGCAAGAUGAGCAAGGAGGACACGCAGAAGGAGUUCAGCGGCGCGCGCGUGGUGUUUGGUGACGUCACCGACGUGGCCAGCAUCAGCGGGGCGGCGUUUGACCAGCCCGCGGACGUCGUCGUGUGCUGCCUCGCCAGCCGGACGGGCGGCAAGAAGGACAGCUGGGACAUCGACUACCAGGCCACUAAGAACGUCCUGGACGCGGCGCGCAAGGCGGGAGCCAAGCACUUUGUGCUGCUGUCCGCGAUCUGCGUCCAGCGGCCGCUGCUGGAGUUCCAGAAGGCCAAGCUGAAGCUGGAGGCUGAGCUGGCGGCGGCGGGUGACAUCACCUACUCGAUCGUGCGGCCAACUGCAUUCUUCAAGUCGCUGGCGGGGCAGGUUAAGCUGGUGCAGCAGGGCAAGCCUUACGUCAUGUUUGGCGACGGCAACCUGGCGGCCUGCAAGCCCAUCAGCGAGGCUGACCUGGCGCGCUUCAUGGCGGACUGCAUCUCGGACCCGUCCAAGCACAACCAGCUGCUGCCCAUCGGCGGCCCUGGUGGCGCGCUGACCGCCAAGCAGCAGGCCCAGAUCCUGUUCCGCCUGACCAACAUGCCCGAGAAGUACAUCUCCGCCCCCGUGUGGCUGUUUGACGGCAUCAUUGGGGUGCUGGACCUGCUGGCCAAGGCCUUCCCCCAGAUGGAGGACGCCGCCGAGUUCGGCCGCAUCGGGCGGUACUACGCCACCGAGUCGAUGCUGGUGUGGGACGAGGCGCGCGGCGCGUACGACGCUGACGCCACCCCCGAGUACGGGGUGGACACCCUGGAGGGCUUCUUCAAGAAGGCCGUGACCGAGGGCCUGGCGGGGCAGGAGCUGGGGGACCAGGCUGUGUUCGGCGUGGGCGAGUGA